Molecule: messenger RNA, 2028 nt
Organism: Malassezia sympodialis ATCC 42132
Lineage: Eukaryota; Fungi; Basidiomycota; Malasseziomycetes; Malasseziales; Malasseziaceae
Gene: CDC9
Exons: 3
Coding region: 1-2028 (675 amino acids)
Biological process (GO): DNA biosynthetic process; DNA repair; Okazaki fragment processing involved in mitotic DNA replication
Cellular component (GO): nucleus; mitochondrion
Molecular function (GO): DNA binding; ATP binding; DNA ligase (ATP) activity
Source: RefSeq, a predicted model, not a curated record
AUGGCGAGGAAGCAGGCGACUCUUGAGAGCCUGUUCGCGGGCGAGCCGCCUAGCAAGCGAGCGCGCGCCGAGCCAGUGCCUUCAGAGCCGGCCGAAGUGGCGGGCUCUGAGAAGGAGGCCGCGCAGGCCGCGAUCGUGGUGGCGGAGACACUCGCCGCGAAGCCCGUGCCCAAGGCUAAGGCAGCCAUACCCUACUCGAUGCUGGUGGAUGUGUUUGCACAGGUCGAGGCGACGACGAAGCGACUCGAGAUCUUGCAGCUGGUAACCAACUUGUUUGUGCGGGUGAUCUUGCAGAGCCGCGACAACGACGAGCCGCUCGUCGUGGCGAGCGAGAAUCUGCUGUAUACCGUGUACCUGUGCAUCAACCGGCUGUGUCCCGACUAUGAGGGCCUUGAGCUGGGCAUCGGCGAGGGCUUGCUGAUCAAGGCCAUUGCACAGAGCACAGGGCGCGAGAUAACGCGCAUCAAAAAGGACCUCGAGGCCAAGGGCGACCUGGGGCUCGUGGCGAUGGCGUCCAAGAAACACCAGCCCACCAUGUUCCGCGUGCAGGGCCUCACUGUGCCAUCCGUAUUCAAGCAGCUGAAAGAAAUUGCGGCGGCGUCCGGCGCCAAAUCGCAGGACAAGAAGCUCGGGAUUAUCAAGCGAUUGCUGGCGGCGUGUACAGGUGAUGAGAGCAAGUACCUGAUCCGCAGCUUGGAAGGCAAGCUGCGUAUCGGCCUUGCAGAAAAGACAGUGCUGAUGGCCAUGGCCCAGGCGGUGAUGCUGGCCGAGAUGGGCCCCGCAGCCCAGCACAAAGACGAAGAGGCAUUGGCAGCGCAGCUCGAAGAGGGCGUGCACACCGUCAAGGCGAUCUUUAGCGAGCUGCCGUCGUACGACUUGCUUGUGCCCGCACUGCUAGAGCAUGGCGUCGCAGGUGCGCGCGCGACGCUCCAGCUGACGCCGGGCAUCCCGCUCAAGCCCAUGCUGGCCAAGCCUACGAAGGCGAUUGGGGAGGUGCUGGACCGUUUCGAGGGGCAGGCCUUUACGUGCGAGUUCAAGUAUGAUGGCGAGCGUGCGCAGGUCCAUGGUUUUCUGGGCUCUGACGGGCAGCGCAAGGUAUAUGUGUUCAGCCGCAACUCGGAGGACAUGAGUGUGAAAUACCCCGACCUCAUGGCGCAGAUUCCCCACUGCCUCACGGACGAGGUGCAGAGCUUUGUAUUGGAUGCAGAGGCUGUGGCGUGGAAGAAAGCGGAUGCGGCAGCAGGUGAAACGGAAGGGCGCCUAUUGCCGUUCCAGGAGCUCAGCCGGCGCAAGCGCAAGGAUGUCAGGGCGGAAGAUGUGCAGGUUGCCGUCAAGCUGUUCGGUUUUGAUCUGCUGUACCUGAAUGGGCAGCCACUGCUGCACGAGACGCUUGAGCGUCGGCGCGAACUGCUACAGGCCCACUUCCGGCCCGUGCGUGACGAGUUUGACUAUGCGACACACCGUGACUGCAUUACGACCGAGGAGAUCCAGACAUUUUUAGACGAAAGCAUUGCGUGCGGGUGUGAGGGCCUCAUGGUCAAGAUGCUGCAGGGCGGCGAUGCGACGUACGAGCCAAGCCGGCGCUCGAUCAACUGGCUGAAGCUGAAGAAAGAUUACUUGUCCGGCACGGGCGACAGCCUGGACCUGGCGGUGAUUGGCGGUUACUACGGCAAAGGCAAGCGCACCAACGUAUAUGGCGCCUUUCUGCUGGCUUGCUGGUUCACCGAGGCGGACCUGGCGUCACACCAUGCGACGCUCCAGGCGCUCGAGAUCCACCAGAAGAAGGGGUACUAUGACGUGGGUGAGGCCAAGCCGGAUGUACGUAAAGCCACUAACAAUAGAUGCGCGUGGCAUUUCCCUGCGGUUCCCACGUUUCCUACGUACGUGGCCCCUACUGACGCAGGCAUCCGCGACGACAAGACACCUGAAGCGUCUACGACGCCUGAGCAGGUCGCCAACAUGUACCGCGCACAGGCGGUAGCGAGCCAAGGCGCGCGUGGCAUCGACGACGACGACGGGUUCUGGUAG